Rotaria sordida is the source of this 2460-nucleotide messenger RNA. NCBI's taxonomy places the organism in Eukaryota, Metazoa, Rotifera, Eurotatoria, Philodinida, Philodinidae. The record is from the annotation of a GenBank genome assembly.
AUGGGUGAUAGGAGAAAACUACAGGGUGAAAUUGAACGUUGUUUAAAAAAAGUAGCCGAAGGUGUUGAAACAUUUGAAGAUAUAUGGCAAAAGGUACAUACAGCACCUAAUCAUAAUCAAAAAGAUAAAUAUGAACAAGAAUUAAAAAAAGAAAUAAAAAAAUUACAACGUUUACGUGAUCAAAUUAAAGCAUGGAUAUCAUCAACAGAAAUCAAAGACAAAAAAUCUUUACAAGAAGCAAGAAAAAAUAUUGAACAACAAAUGGAAAGAUUUAAAAUAGUUGAAAGAGAAACAAAAACAAAAGCAUAUAGUAAAGAAGGUUUAGGUGCCGGACAAAAACUUGAUCCACAAGAAAAAGAAAAAGAAGAAUGUAAUCAAUGGAUUACGGAAGCAAUUCAAGAAUUAAAAAUUCAAGUCGAUAAAUUCGAAUCGGAUAUUGAAACAUUAUCUGCAUCUUUAAAAAAGAAAAAAUCCGAUAAAGAUAAACAAGAACGUCUAGAAGAAACAAAACAUUCAAUAGAACGUCAUAAAUUUCAUAUUGAAUCCCUUGAAAAAAUUCUUCGUGCAAUUAAUAAUGAUGCAUUAGAUCUUAAAACAAUACAUAAUUUACGAGCUGAUAUUGAAUAUUAUGUUGAAUCAAAUCAAGAUUCAGAUUUUAAAGAAAAUGAAUUAAUGUAUGAAGAAAUUGAUAUGGAUAAUUUAAUAACAAUAAUGGCACCAGUUAUAAAUGUACCAACACAAUCUCAUCCUCCAUCAUUAUCAAAUGGUAAUAGUAGUUUAAAUUCAAAUACAACAUCAAGUCAUAUAGAUAUUAGUUCAUCAUCAUCAAUGAAUAUUAAUUCAUCAACAAAUUAUUCAUCGGAUCGUACAACAAAUGCAGCUUCAAGUCAUGGUGAUAUUGAAUCAAUUAUGGGUCUUACAACACCAUCAUCAACACAAACUAGUUCACCAAGUGCUAGUCCAGCAUUAUCAUUAACAGAUGAUCGAAAACGUAAUAAAUCUGAAUCAGAAGACAAUCAAUCUCAACGAAAUAGAACAAAUUCAGGUGCAAAUAAUUUAUCAACAACACAUGUAUCUUCACCAAAAAAUCCUUCUCAAUUACAACAACAAUCACCUAGUAUAUUAUCAUCAACAAAAUCAAUAUUAUCAUCAUCAGCUUCAGUACUUUCAACAAGUGCACCACCACAUUUUACAUAUCCUAUAACAACAACAACAGCACCUGUUCUUCAAUAUGCAGCAAUUGUUUCACAAAAUACUGUACCAUCAACAUCAACAACAACAACAAGUAGUAAUACAACAAUAUCUAAACAACAUGUACUUUCGCCGCAAACAAAACAACAAUCAAGACAAAUUCUAAACGGAACAAUAACAACAACGCCAACACUAACGAAUACAAAUGAUUCAAUAGUAAUUACAACAUCAACUUUACCGAUAUCAUCAGUAACAACAACAGUUACUAGUUCAUCAAAUAGUUCUCAUCCACCUUCAUUAUUAUCAACAACUAAUGAUCGAACAGGUAUAUUAUCCCAACAUAUUCUCAAUAAUAUAUCUCAAAUAAGUGCUCCAUCAUCAUCAUCAUCAUCAACAAUAAUUCCAUCAUCAUUAUACUCAGGUCCAGGAUCAAAUAUAUCAAAUUGUAACAUUCCUCUUGAAUCAUCAUCAUCAUCUAGUUCAAUUGAUCCAGCAAUUAUAUCUCAACAAUCAUCAUUAUUAAAUCGUACAAUAUCAGAAAAUGAUCGUUCAAUAACAUCAACACUAAUAAGUAAUGGUCCAUCAGAUGGACAUUCAUUAUUAGAUAAUACAUUUUCAACAAUUCCAACAUCAUCAACAUUUUUAUCAAAUAAUACAACACAUCUAGGAGAUAUUCCAACAGCAAAUGGUAGUGUUAUUAAUCAAUUAGCUAGUGGUAUACCAAUAAAUCCUGAACAUCAUUCACUUCGUUAUAUGUUAUCAUCAAAUAUAAUACAUCAACAAUCAAUACCAACAGGUCGUGUAUCAUUAACACCAGCUGAAAUGCGUAUGCUUAAUAGAUUAAAUUCAGCAUAUGCAAAAUUACCAUCUUUACUUGAAUCAGAACGACAAAGAACAAAUGCUAACCGUAUUUAUGGUCGAAGUUCACUUGGUCAAUCACAAACAGUAUCAUAUUAUCCUCAAACUCCACCAGCAGGUAAUGAUACACCAGAAUUUUAUUAUCGACUUGCACCUGAUACAUUAUUCUUUGUAUUUUAUUAUAUGGAGGGAACUCGUGCACAAUAUUUAGCAGCUAAAGCAUUAAAACGUCAAUCAUGGCGUUUUCAUACUAAACAUAUGAUGUGGUUUCAACGACAUGAAGAACCAAAAACAAUAACAGAUGAUUAUGAACAAGGUACAUAUAUAUAUUUUGAUUAUGAACGAUGGCAAACUCGUAAACGUGACAAUUUUAUAUUUGAAUAUAAGUUUUUGGAAGAUCGAGAAUUUUGA